Molecule: messenger RNA, 2476 nt
Organism: Scophthalmus maximus (turbot)
Lineage: Eukaryota; Metazoa; Chordata; Actinopteri; Pleuronectiformes; Scophthalmidae
Gene: camk2n1a
Product: calcium/calmodulin-dependent protein kinase II inhibitor 1a
Exons: 2
Coding region: 335-574 (79 amino acids)
Biological process (GO): negative regulation of protein kinase activity
Molecular function (GO): calcium-dependent protein kinase inhibitor activity; protein kinase binding
Source: RefSeq, a predicted model, not a curated record
CAUCAUCCAGCAGCACAGGCGAACACAGCUCACUCCCCCACCCCACCCUCUCUCUCUCUCUCUCUCUCUCUCUCUCUCACACACACACACACACACACGCACACAAUAUAACACCGUCUCUCCCUGCAGCUGCAACACAUCCAGAGACCACAGAGCGACCAAGGAGAGACCACAGCAGCACCCGGACUUCAGACGCAGGCGCCUCAUCCACAGUCGCGCUCCACUCGCAGAGGGUCCCAGCAGGGGAGACGCCGCUACAGGGGAUCUACAGCCGGCAGAGGAGCACUUUUAACCACUUUCCUCUUUUCUUUUUUUUUCUUCUGCUCGUGCCACAAUGUCCGAAGUGCUGCCAUACAACGAAGGUAAAAUGAGCGGCUACGGGGCGGACAGUGAGGUCAGCCAGAUGUCCUUCAGCUGCGGGCUGCAGGACACGAGCGCCUUUUUCGCCGCGUCGCAGGCGAAGAGACCCCCGAAGCUGGGACAGAUCGGCCGAGCCAAGCGAGUGGUCAUCGAGGACGACCGGAUAGACGAGGUCCUGAAGGGGAUGACGGACAAGUCCUCACCGGGCGUUUAAACGUGAACGAUGCCUUGCAGACUUUUUUUAAUUUCGAUCAUCGAAUUUGAAGCAACUGUCGGCUGUGCAUGUUCUGAGGACUGCAGGAGAGGACGACGGCACGAGGCGAGGAUGGGAUGAUGAUGAUCAUCAUCAUCGUCGUGGACUAGAGUGAACACUGGGCGAAGAAGGGGGGCAAAGAGUGGAGACAGGAUGAGGAGCGGGGAAGAUGGAGAGAGGCGAAGAAGGGAUGAGGAGAGGAGGAAGAGAGAGAGAGAGAGAGAGAGAGAGAGAGACUCUAGAAAAGACCAAGAUGUAUCAUGGGAUUGCUGGCAAUUCUUCAAACGAAUCCCGAUUUUAACUCCUGCUGCGCAGCACGACGAUGAGAUGGCGGACGCCGCUCUGCAUCUCAGCCUCUGCUGACUUUAGUGAUGGAUGGACUUGUCAUUGCUUCACGAACCAUCUCCCCUUUCCCCAAAAAAGGCGCUGUAAGAAACAAAAAUACUGCAACUGGAGGCUGAAGCUAAAUCCCAGCCCCAUUUCAAUAAGUUGUACAGUAGGUAGGCUACGCUCUCAGACCCCCCCUCCUCUUUAGGCUUUGCUUUGUUGACUCAGUCGGCGGCGGUGCAUUCAAGGGAGCUGUCCUUUCAGCACCGGUCCGAUGCAUUCCUGUUGCUGCUAACGCUUUUAAAACACAGACCAACCAAACUCUCGAGUCUACUAAAUAGAGAAGACCCAUUGUAUGUACAAAAAAAAAACAACAAAAAAAAAUAUAUAUCCGAGGACGGUGCAAUGUUAAUAUUUUCUGUAGUAGAACCCCAUUUGUUGUUUUGGCCCCGUAAAGAGCAUUAGGCCACAGCAGAUUAAAACUGAACCACAGGCUACACCCUUCUUCUUCUUCUUCUUCUUCUUCUUCUUCUUCUUCUUCUUCUUCUUCUUCUUCUUCUUCUUGCAUCAGUGGUUAGAGGUGCACACACAGGCACCAUCCUGUAGCUGAUUUACACACACACACACACACACACACACACACACACACGCACACAUCUUUUCCCUCUGUUUCUCUCCUUUUGGUUUGGUUUUUUUCUCAAAUGCUCAGACAUCUACAGAGGCCAGCAGAGAUGUGGGGAUUAUAGUAAAUAAUUCAAAAUAAUAGUCAUGUAAUUGAUGGGAAGAAAAAUUUGUUCCAUGAUUUGGUUAUUUCUGAUUUUGCAAUUAUCCGUGUUUCGUCUUCUAUGGAUCUAGAGUUUUUCUCCAUCUAUUUGCAUGAACUUUCACUCCGGUGCCAACGCAGGUGCCACCACUCUUACCCUGGCACGCUUCUUUUUAACAAAAGUCAUAUUUGUAUUUUUAUAUCUAAAUAUUUGUUAUUUAAAUGAUAUGCUAAUCUAUCGUCUUACAAUUCAUCAACAAAAUAUUUCUACUUCAGAGAGGAUAUAUACAGAUGGAGACUAGGCUUCAUAGAGGCAAAUCAGAGAUUUUGGUGGACUGGUUUCAUUCUAUAUCAGAGGUCGGACGUUUUUUAAAGACUAACUGAAUGUGUCUGGGGUUUUUGCACACAUCAAUGUUAAACCAUUAUUAAGAAAUCGUAUACUGUGACUUGAGCUUCGUUGAUGAAUUUGUUAGAAAAUGGCAGUUUUAGAUAUAUAUUGCACUGUUUACGAGUAUCCUCAAAUAACACGUUGUUAUUUGACCGAUUUUUGGACAUUACAGUUUUUGUUUUUUUAAUUUUGUUUAUUUUGUACCAUUAUUUUAAAGAAACUGGAUAUGGUUUGUUGUGCAUGAAACCUUAAUAUUUUCAAUAAUGAAACAUCGUUUUAUGAAGCAAAAAAGCAACAAAAUGUCAUGACAUUCUAAGAAUGAGUCAUUGUAUAUUAUGAUGCCAUUUUCACUGUAUUUGGUGAAUUAAUAAAUGGUGAAAGAAAA